Camellia sinensis is the source of this 453-nucleotide messenger RNA. Lineage: Eukaryota; Viridiplantae; Streptophyta; Magnoliopsida; Ericales; Theaceae. The record is from RefSeq and is a predicted model, not a curated record.
AUGUACAAUUUCGGCUUUGAUGAUAAGUGGGUGGGUUGGAUCAAGACAUGCAUAUCCACAGCUAGAAUCUCUGUGCUAGUUAAUGGGUCUCCCACUUCAGAGUUCUCCCCUCAUAAAGGGCUGAGGCAAGGUGAUCCACUUUCACCUUUUCUUUUCAAUUUAGUGGCAGAAGGGACGAAUAUUCUAAUGGAGAGAGCAAAAGAUUUGGGGCUGGUCAAAGGAGCUGUGGUGGGACAUAGUGAACUCAAGUUGUCUCAUCUUCAGUUUGCUGAUGAUACGAUUAUUUUUUGCGAAGCCAAUUGGGAGGAAAUCAUUGCAAUAAAGAGAAUUUUGAGAUGUUUUGAAGUAAUGUUUGGGUUAAAGAUCAAUUUUCAUAAAUGCAAAGUUUAUGGGAUUAGUGUAGAGGAUGAUUUGGUUAAAGAGUUUGCCAAAAAAGUUGAAUUGUUUAACUAA